This is a messenger RNA of Phlebotomus argentipes, 501 nucleotides long. Its product is annotated as zinc carboxypeptidase-like. Gene Ontology annotation, molecular function: metallocarboxypeptidase activity; zinc ion binding. The transcript is spliced from 2 exons. Gene Ontology annotation, biological process: proteolysis. Lineage: Eukaryota; Metazoa; Arthropoda; Insecta; Diptera; Psychodidae. Bases 1 to 501 code for a protein of 166 amino acids. The record is from RefSeq and is a predicted model, not a curated record.
AUGUGUGAGGAGAGCUUUGCAGGACCAUCAGCAUUUUCUGAGAUCGAAACAAGAACACUCUCAGAAUAUAUUUUGAGUAUUCGAGACAAUCUAAAUUUCUACAUCAGCUUUCAUUGUGCCAGAAAUAUGCUGUUGCUUCCUUGGGGACACACCAUUGAUCCUCCUUCGCAAUAUUCUCAGUUCAUGGAAAUCGCUGAAGCUACUGUGAAUGCGCUAUAUGCUCGCCAUGGAACCGUUUACACAUUUGGAUCAAUUUACACCACAAUCUAUCCAGCAACCGGAAGCUCUGCUGAUUGGGUGUAUUACACAUUAGACAUCCCAGCUUUUACCUACGAAUUUCGGUACAUGGAUACAGAAACUGGAGAAAUUUUUGGGUAUGUGGCGCCGCCUGAUCAGAUUCUACCCAAUGCUGAAGAAGUUAUGGAUUCUCUGGUUGUACUCGUAGACAAAGCCACAGAAUUGGGAUAUAUGAACAAUAAUAUGCGAGACUCCAAAACAUAA